AUGCUCGCUUGUGCGGCUAACGCCUUGUCCGCUCCCGUUAUUCCUGGCGCAGAGGUCACGGCGUUUGAUGUUGGACUGGUCAAGAACUACAACGCCACGGCAUCUCAAUAUCUCUACUACGGCCAUCCGACGGUUGUCGUUGAAAACGCCAGUUUUUGCAACAUCACCGUGACAUAUACCCAUCCUGGCGCGAACGACAGUGUUCACGUGGAAACAUGGCUUCCUGUCGAUAAUUACAACGGCCGGCUCCAGUCGAUCGGAGGCGGCGGCUGGGUCGCGGGACGAUACCCUCCAACCUAUCCUGCGAUGGCGGGAGCUAUCGGCCAAGGCUAUGCAACGUCGACCACAGACGCGGGUCUCUUGGUGCAGGCUGACUACGGCCCAGACAUUUGGGCUCUGACCAAGGACGGGCGCCCCAAUAUGCAACUCUUGACCAAUUUCGCGUCGCUCUCGUUGAAUGAGCAGGCUAUUGUUGCCAAAGCUCUCAUCGAAGCCUUUUACGGUCAGCCUCCAGAGUAUUCCUAUUACAAUGGCUGCUCACAAGGCGGGCGACAGGGCAUGGCUCUCGCUCAGCGAUAUCCCGACGCCUACGAUGGCAUACAUGCAGGCGCUCCCGCCAUCUUCUGGAACAAUUUGAUGUCCUACCUCUUCUGGCCUCAGCUGUACAUGAAUUUAAUCGGCGCAUACCCGUAUCUUUGCGAGUUCAAGGCCUUGGCGGAGGAAGCUGUCAAGGCCUGUGAUCAUCUCGAUGGCGUGGAAGAUGGAAUCAUUGCGGAUGAUGGCGCAUGCACAUUUGAUCCGUCAUCCGUCGUCGGCCGCGCGUUUCUCUGCGCUGAUACCGGCAAAGCCAAGUUGAUCUCAUCGGAAGCAGCGCAGGUGGCAAAUGCCACCUGGUCGGGGCCGAGAACGACGGAGGGGAAGCUAAUGUGGUACGGAAGUAACAUUGGCAGCCCGCUUUCCGGCUCAGCAAUUACUGAUCUAACAAACGACAUUGGCCCAGCGAGGACUCGAUGCUUUCAGAAUGGUUCGUGCAUCGGCGAGCCACUCGGUCUUGGUGAGGCGUGGAUCAAGUAUUUCGUGGAGGCUGAUCCAACCUGGACAUACAAGAACAUGACACAUGAGAGCUUUCAGAACUACUUUCACAAGGCCAACAUGCUAUACGACUCUGUAAUUGGGACGCAGGAUUCUAAUUUGAGCGCCUUUCACCGUCGAGGCGGCAAAAUGCUGACCUAUCACGGCAUGAGCGACCAGAUUAUUCCUGUCAAAGGCACCGAGCACUAUCACAACUUGGUCAGAGAGCAAGUUCCCGAGGUAAAUGACUUCUAUCGCCUGUUCAAGGUCCCGGGGCUUCUGCAUUGCGCUGGUGGACCGGGGGGGCAGCCGACAAAUACCUUUGAUGCCUUGCGAGCAUGGGUUGAGAAUGGAUCAGUGCCUGAAACCAUUUCUCAUGCGUACACCACUGCUGCCGGUCGCAAACAGGAGCGUCUUCUAUGCCCCUUUCCCAUGAAAGCACAGUUGAAAGCCUGUGCUCACUCUGGGAAGAAGAAGACUUUUACAGCCAAGGACUAUGAGUGCGUCCAAGGAGACGAGGAAGAUCGCUAUGGUGUCAUGAGACAGCAUGCGGACUUUUCAUGGACCGCAGUGGCUCCGAAAAGUCAGAGAUGA
Beauveria bassiana ARSEF 2860 is the source of this 1665-nucleotide messenger RNA. RefSeq names its product feruloyl esterase B precursor. Lineage: Eukaryota; Fungi; Ascomycota; Sordariomycetes; Hypocreales; Cordycipitaceae. The transcript is spliced from 3 exons. The record is from RefSeq and is a predicted model, not a curated record. Bases 1 to 1665 code for a protein of 554 amino acids.